Molecule: messenger RNA, 1008 nt
Organism: Solea senegalensis (Senegalese sole)
Lineage: Eukaryota; Metazoa; Chordata; Actinopteri; Pleuronectiformes; Soleidae
Product: paired box protein Pax-5-like
Exons: 7
Coding region: 257-952 (231 amino acids)
Biological process (GO): regulation of transcription by RNA polymerase II; anatomical structure development
Molecular function (GO): RNA polymerase II cis-regulatory region sequence-specific DNA binding; DNA-binding transcription factor activity, RNA polymerase II-specific
Source: RefSeq, a predicted model, not a curated record
GCGACUGUCCAAUCAAAAUCAAAGUGUCGUGCCGCUAUCCGCAGCUCAGACGCUGAAAGCAGAGACGGAGGAGGCACAAUGUCAGCGACAACAGUGCAAGCAACGGGACGGAGUAUGUGGAGAGUUUUUUCUCUGGAGAAAACAACAAACUUUAAAUUCUGUUUUAUCCCUCAAUAACAUUUAAACUUUGUAGCCAGUAACAUUGCAGCGUGUGAAGUUCCGUUACAUUGAGGUGCCACUCACACAACAGUGUGUGAUGGAAGUGUGCUUUGGCCAAGUGCCGCUCACCGUUACGCACAGACCUGGUGGUGUGAACCAGCUCGGCGGAGUUUUCAUUAACGGGCGCCCUUUACCGCACGUGUUGAGACAGCGCAUUGUGGAGCUGGCGCAAGUCGGCGUACGUCCCUGUGAGAUCUCCCGCAGUCUGCGCGUCAGUCACGGCUGUGUCAGCAAAAUACUGACCAGGUACAAUGAGACAGGGAGCAUCAGACCAGGAGUGAUCGGAGGCUCGAAGCCCAAAGUGGCCACUCCCAGAGUUGUGCAAACAAUCCUGCAGUGGAAACACACCAACCCUGCCAUGUUCGCCUGGGAGAUCAGAGACAGGCUGGUGCUCGAGCAGGUGUGUGACCAGGAGAGUUUGCCCAGUAUCAGCUCCAUCAACAGAAUCAUAAGAAGAAAUUUCCAGUCUGAGUCCUGUGGAGUUGUGUCAUCAGCCUCAUCAGUUGCCAUGGGAACACCCCAAUCCUCUGAGUCCACCUAUUCCAUCAGUGGUAUUCUUGGGAUCAGAAAAUGUAGCAGCAAUAAAGACGACAGGGACCUCUCCUGCUUCGUACAUUAUGAUGAGCCGUGUUCCUGCAAUGACACCAGAGCACAUCCUGAACCCUGCCGGACCUUAUACCCUGUUCUGCCAUGUGAUCCAAAUCCUAAAUUGAUAGGGUCUCCAUGUUUUUGAAGCUGGAGGAAGAUGAAGAAUAUCAUUCAUUCAUUCAUUCAUUUUCUACUGCUUUA